AGCAACCAGAAUUUGACUGCUCAAGUGUUAUUGUUCAUCAAAAGUAAAUCCGGAAGCUGAUGGACAGCUUAUGUUUAUCAUUGGAUAAGUUAUAUGUUCAUGUACAUAUAAGAAGUUCGUGUGUAAAGUAAUGAUUCGAAAUAAUGUUAUUUUUUCAAAUAUUAAUCGCUGCACACGCUUUUUUUGUGUUUUUACAUGUAAUUAGAACAUCAGGAAGUGUAAAUUCGAAACAAGUGAAUACAAUGACAUAGCUCUCAGAAACAAGGAUUUAUUUUGAAAUGUGCUUCAAAAUAUGAAGUGCAAGCUUCUCCUUUGAAAUGUUUGCACUAAUACUUAAAACAUUUUCCUCAAGUGACAUGAGCUUGCUGCAACUUGCACAGUCAUGGUAUGGAUAGUUACACAACAGUUUAAUUGUUGAUCUGAGAGAGAGAGGGGAAAACUCGUUUCUAAAGUGGUGAUUUUGUACGCAAAACAUCAUAUAUAACAAUGGAACAACACACAACAACAAUUAACACCACUGUUGUUGAUAUGGAGAGUGAAAAAUGGAAUGAAACGUUUGAUGCAUCUCAUCAAUGGCAAAACCAAAAAAUUGGAGAGCUCAACACAAAGGAAGUUACGAGACUUAUACCUUUAAUUGUAUUCCUGCUCCUUAUUGCAGUCACAGGAAUAGUCGGGAACGGACUGGUUUGCUACAUCUACCGUUCCCAAUACUCUGUGUCCAGCUCCAGAUGGUUUAUCUUCUUUCUGGCAGUUGUGGAUCUACUAAUGUGUAUUUUAAUCAUCCCAUGCGAAAUUGGAACACUCAUGUACCAGUUUAACUUUUCCAACGCGGUGUACUGUAAGAUCUCUGUGUUCUUCAACCUCUGGUCAUUGUUGACCCUUGGAUUAACCUUGUUGGUGGUUUCUGUGGACAGAUUUAGAAAGGUGUGUAAACCGCUUGGCUGGCAGAUAAACUCCCGUAAGGCAAGGAUUCUCUGUAUAAUCGCCAUUUGUGCCUCGUUUGUACUCUCCUUGCCAGCGCUCAGUAUCUAUGGUAUUUACGAAAUUGAAUUUGAAGAGCAUAAUGUUGUAGGCAAGGAAUGCUCUUUCAGAGACAGCUCAGGGGACAGUAUUUCAGCGACACUGUAUAUUAUGUUUGGAAUGGCAAUGUUUAUAAGCGCGCUGGUGUCCAUAUGUGUAUUGUACUGUUUCAUUGGUAAAGAAAUCAAGCAUCACAUUGAUAAGGAAAGAGUUAAGAGACACAUCAGCUUAACUGCGUCUAUGGCGAGAAAAAGCCGCAUCUUACAGCCGAUUAAAAAUUCAGUGAGCUUGCCAGAUCUUAUGAAAUCCAAAAGGGUUCGUUUCGGUGGUGAUACAAACGCUGUGAGGCCUAAGAAAUCUGUGAACUUCGAUGACAAUGUUUUAGUUAACAUUAACAAAAGCCCACGGAUAACUCAAAAUAAAAAUCGAGUGAACAGGAGUACAGAGUCAUUGGACAAUGUUGGGGUGACGUCAGAUGGUACUUCAAUUGAGGAAUCAUCGAGUAACAAUGUAUUAUAUACAGACGAAGGGUCGAUGGAUUUUGACGCCCCAACACGGCCUAUUACACGACGAGAGAAGACGAAAUCGAAGCGCAUUCGACGCGCUCGAGCAAAGAAAGCCACCUUUAGCAUGUUUCUCAUUUCCAUAGCGUUCGUGUUAAGCUAUUGUCCAUUUCUUUGUCUGCUAUUGGCUAGAAGCGUCAUGACAAAUUUGGAUGAAUCACUGUCAGAUGCUAGUCGAGCGGUGUACAAGUUCUUCCUGCGGUCGUAUUUUCUGAACUGUGCAAUUAAUCCAUUCAUAUAUGGGAUGUCUGACUCGAAAUUUAGAGAGAGUUGCAGUAAGGUCGUGCAGAAUGUGAUCGAUCGAUUGAAAUGUUCGAAGAGGAUGGAUUUUACAUAGUUGAUAUACACUUGUUAAAACUGAUGUAUGUGUUUGUGUUUUCCCCCUCUUUGUUCAAAUCAAAUAUUGCUUACCAUUUUGGUUAUAAUUUGAGAUUAUUUAAAUUAUUUCGAUUUAGUAUGUACGUUGCUGUGGUUUAUUUUUAUCAUUGAAAUGAAAAUGAUAUUUUACUAUUUCCACUGGUAAAAUCUCAAUUUUAAUUAGGGAUAUAAACGAUUGGCAAAAUUGAUAUUCGAAUAUUCGGUAAUUCUUUCGAUCGAAUAUUCGAUUACCGAAAUACAUAUUUUGGAAGAUGUAAUAAGCUACUAUUAAUAUUCGCUUAAGUAAUAGCCGGGGCAAUUUGACCCUAUUUGUCGUAGAGGCGGACCCCGAUUUCCCCCAAAUAAGCAUUUUUCAGGAAGAAAAACAACAACAUUAUAAACAGACAAACAACACAAUCGAAUAAUUUCAAUUCCGCUGCCUUUAUAUAAACAAUGUGAAAUAGAUGGAUUCCUAGUCAAAUAGCGCUUUGCACCAACGGAGGAUCUUUCCGUAGGACAAGCAACCUCGUUCUGAGAUUGAUCUCUAAUUGACUAAAUAUAACUAUGGAAACCUCAAACCAACUCGGGAACUAGUAAAAUAAUAAAACGAAAACAUAUCUGGAUUUGACUCACCCAGUGUUCAACAAUAGAGGAAAUGUAUCCAAAAACGCCAUACUAUACAUUUACAUUUCAAAGCACGAACAUUGUAUCGGACCAUGGAAAACAAUUUAAAGCACAUAUUAUUGUAGCACAUGGCAUUCAUAUCAUCACGGCGAUUUGAGCUAUGUUGCCCAGCUUAAUUUGCAGCCAAGACAAAACAUUGGUGUUAAAGCCGAUUCCUAGUCCGUUAUUGUAAAAGUAAGGGGACUUUUUACAGUACCCGUUGACGAUAUGUCCCUUAAUGACAUAUGAUACGUGUUUAGUGUAUUGUCAUCACAUUCACACCUCUGGCAUUAGGGGCCAGUCGUUGUAAAAACUAAACAAACAAACUUUAUAAACAAAAGCAGUGUUGUACGCAAAAGUUUUUUAAUAUUCCUUAUUGAGAAUUCAGUAUCAUUACCCCUUUUUCCGAAUAUUCGAAUACCGAUUUUGACAUUCGAAUACCAAACGUUUGAUCGAAUAUUCGAAUAUUCGUUUGCAUCCCUAAAAUAAACAUUUAAAUCACAAAAUUAAAUAUUUUCUGUAUUUAGCUUUCGUCUCAAGAUUGAAACUGAUUGCGAGUUUGUUUUUGUUAUUAUUCUAGCUGACCUGAGCGCAAAAUGUUCAGAGUGUGCAUUUAGGUCGUCGUACGUCGAUAUUUGGCUUCAAACGACAUUUCAUCUUAAACCAACUUUCUCAGGAGAGGUACUGGGAUAGUGUCCAUUGAAAAGGGUUAAUAGAAAUAUAAUUUUCUUAGUUUGAAUGAAAUGAGUAAGAAGAAAAUUAAUUUCCCUUUAUUGAAAGUAAUGUCCGAUAGGUGGGGUGCUUAGUUUCAAGUUGCACGAGGAGUUUUGGCGCUGAAAGUCAUUCAGUUUUGGACAUUUGACUGAGUAUCAGCGUUUUGUUUAAGUUGAAAUUUCAUAAUAAUACUGAUAACAUUACGAGGAUAAUCACUGAUGGAUCUGAUAUGUGUGUAAAAAUAUUUACCAUUUUCUUACAUAUAGUGUUACUUAAUGAUAUAAUCGAGUGACUUGAUAAAAUAUGUUAUAUUCAAUUGUAUAAGUAAUGUUGUAUGUUAUGAUCUACAUCAGUCAAUGCCCAAGUGCUCUACUGCCUUUCAAUAUUUGAAAUAAUUGAAAUUUUGAAACGAUA
This is a messenger RNA of Mya arenaria, 3731 nucleotides long. Its product is annotated as alpha-2Da adrenergic receptor-like. Lineage: Eukaryota; Metazoa; Mollusca; Bivalvia; Myida; Myidae. Gene Ontology annotation, biological process: neuropeptide signaling pathway. Bases 487 to 1920 code for a protein of 477 amino acids. Gene Ontology annotation, cellular component: membrane. The transcript has a single exon. The record is from RefSeq and is a predicted model, not a curated record. Gene Ontology annotation, molecular function: G protein-coupled peptide receptor activity.